Messenger RNA from Rhizophagus irregularis DAOM 181602=DAOM 197198, 693 nucleotides. RefSeq lists its product as uncharacterized. The record is from RefSeq and is a predicted model, not a curated record. Lineage: Eukaryota; Fungi; Glomeromycota; Glomeromycetes; Glomerales; Glomeraceae.
GUGAAUAUUAUUCUCAAACACGUUACCCUUAGACUGAUAGUUUAUCAUCUAAUUUAGCAUAAUAUGAAUUUAAAUGUACGAGUUUUCUUUGUUUUUUUGUUAGAAUUCGUAACACAAAUCCUAAUUAAGAAUAUUCCGUACGCAGAAAAAACAAUAAAAUAUGGCAGUAUAAAAAGUAAUGGUUUUUGGAGGGAUUCUCCUUUUUUUUCAAAAAUGAAAUUGUUUACUGUGACACUCUUUGCUAUUUUUCUUUUAACAUUUAUGGUCAUAUUAGUUGCACCACAAGACGAUUCUCAGUCAACAGAUGAUGGCUCUUCAGACUCUUCAGAUAGUAGUCCUUCAGAUAACCCGGUAGAAUUACCAACAGAUUCAACAGUUAGCCAGUCAGUUCCAACAAGGAGUCAAUCAACAUCAACACCUUCAAAUACACCUUCAAAUACUCCGCCGGUUGCAGGAUUUCCCUCUAGUCAACCUUCACCAAGUUCUGGAACUCAGACACCCUCACCAUCAUUUGUACCAAGACCUACUGUUAUAUCUCAAGGAGAUGGUGUUUCUAUUAAUAAAUCUUUUAGUUUCGUUAGCAUAUUAUUUUUCAUUACUAGUAUCAUUUUCAUUCAAUUUUACUAAAAAAAAACUCUUGCAUUUUAAUAUUUUUAAUAUAAACAAUAAAAGUUACAUAUAAUAAUCUUAAUA